This is a messenger RNA of Cordyceps fumosorosea ARSEF 2679, 1791 nucleotides long. RefSeq lists its product as hypothetical. The record is from RefSeq and is a predicted model, not a curated record. Lineage: Eukaryota; Fungi; Ascomycota; Sordariomycetes; Hypocreales; Cordycipitaceae. The coding region runs from base 1 to 1791 and encodes 596 amino acids. The transcript is spliced from 2 exons.
AUGUACGGGACCACCACGCACCGUCACGACACACCAGACACGAUUGAUCGGCUUGUUCAGGGCUUUAGUCUGUCGGAGCAGCAUCAGAUCGAAGGCAAGGGCGCGCUACCGUACCCGGUCUCUGCGAUCGGGUGGCACGGUGGCGAUGUCAGCCGGCCAGGCACCGAUGUCACGGAGAAGUCGAUGCAGGAUAUGACCCAAUAUGAUGCCCUGUCGCGACUUCCCGACAAACCGCCAUCGCUGACGGACUCUGCCUCGCCUCCUCAGCACCAGGAAGCCUUGCACAAUGCAGAGUUUCCCCUCCAGAUGCUGCGGCACCUGGGCCCCGACAUGGCGUGCAUGCUGGACGGCGCCCUCGAGCGACAGCGCGUCGUCAUCGACGCCGCGCACCAUGCCCUGGACGGCCUGGGCGAGGCCAACCGCGCCCUGAUAGCCGACCUGGCCGAGUCUCGCGCCAACGAGGCAAACCUCGCCGCCGCGCUGGACAGCCUCCGCACCAGCCAUCGGGCCACGGAGGCGUCGCAGCAGAAACAGCUUGCCAGUCUUUACGCCGCGCAGUCGGUCGCGCAGAACGAGCUUUCCACGUUUCAUAGAUUAGCGACGGCUGAUAGGGGCGAGAUUGCGAGGCUGCAUGACGAGAUUGAGGCCAUGGACACCGAGAUGAGUCGUCUGCGCGCCGACAGCGUGGCCAUCCACACGGACAACACGUCGAUGCAGAACACGAUAGCCGCCCAGCGAAGGGCGGAAGCUUCGUUACGAGACGAAAUUGCAAGACUCGCUGCCGCCAAAGAAAAGACCAACGCUGAGCUGAGUCUGUUUCAGCGGCAAUAUCUCACCUUGAAAGCGAGUCUAGACGACAAGGAUGCCCUCAUCGAUGCCCUGCGUAGAGAGGUGGACAGUGAGAAGAAGGUCAGCCUGUCCGUGCACUCCUUGUUGGUCGCGAUCAGUGGCUUCCCACCUCAAGGCCAACACUGGGAAGAUCUCUCGGCGUCGCUCAAGUUAUCGCGGCAAAGCCCGUGCGAGUCGGUGGCGGGCUGGCAAUGGCUGCAGGCCUGGGACGACGGCGCCGAGGCGCCCGACACGCACCGCUCCACCACAGCUGCUCUGUGCUUCGCCUGCGUCUGUCUGCACAACUGGAUGGACGAUCACCGCAAGGCCAGGGAUUGCCUGCAGUCUCUCGUCAACAGCUUGGAGGGCGCCGCCGAGCUGCCUGUCGGGUUGUGCCACACGGUCCUGUUCGCCGUCCUCGACGCUGCCAACCAACGACCUCUGCGCUUCGACGUCGCGUUUCUUCUCUGCCAGGCUGCGAAGCUCAUCGCGGUGAAGUGUCCCUCGAGCGGCCGCAAGGAGGCCGCGGCAAAGGUGCGCGCCUGCGUGUCGCGCGACUGCGCGGACAAGGCGCUGCUCGAUGCGCUGCUGGGCGGCUGGGACGGCGCCCUGGUCGAUCGGGUCCCGUUCUGCACGCCCAUGCUCGCCCAAGAUGGCGAGAUGGUGUACGUGCAGUCCAUCGACUCGCUGCUGUUCGUCUCCCAGGAGAAGCUGAGGCUGCGCUGGAUCAGCGUGCGGCGGAUUGAUUGGACCAAGUCCAGCGUUGACACCGUCCACCUACACAGUGGCGAUGUCAGCCAAAAGGUCAAGUUUGGCCAGAUGUUCCGGAAAAAAUGUCGCCUGCUCACCGGUAUCCCAAGAGGCAAGGAGCAUCCCAACUUCAAGUCCAUGCGCGGCCACGCCCAGGGCUCUCAUAGACAAUGGAACACGCGAUGCGAAGAUUUAGCGACUAUGGAAGAUUAG